GCUUGAGCUGUCUAAAAUACUGCUGCACGUAUACCUUUAUAUAUAUUUUAAAUGAGUUUGUUAAGCAUUUUCAGUCUUCUUUUCCAGAAAGCAUACCGAUACCCGGUGAAGUUAGUUAAUGACAAACGGGUGAAACCCCUUACGAAGUCAUGAUCUAAUUGGGAGGGGCAUCUGUGGGCCGGGAUACUAUAACCCGCCCACGUGUGUUCAAUAAGUACCGUUGUGUUUGCCGCUCAACUCUCAGAACGACAGAAGCGAUCAGCGUGCGUUAACUGUUUGCAGCAACAGACCUGAGAAUGGUAUCGAUGGGACUCCAGAUUCUGGGCAUAGCCCUGUGUGUGAUCGGAUGGCUGGGAGCCAUCAUAACCUGCGUUCUUCCCAUGUGGAGGGUGACCGCUUUCGUUGGAAACAACAUCGUGGUGGCGCAGAUCAUUUGGGAAGGUCUUUGGAUGAACUGUAUUGUUCAGAGCACCGGGCAGAUGCAGUGUAAAGUGUACGACUCGCUGUUGGCGCUCUCGCAAGACCUCCAGGCUUCCAGAGCUUUGACCGUCAUUGCCAUUGUGGUGGGAGUCCUGGGCAUCCUCAUCUCCAUCGUCGGAGGAAAAUGUACCAACUGCAUAGAAAAUGAGGCAACGAAAGCAAAGGUCACAAUUAUAUCGGGAAUUAUCUUCAUCUUGGCUGGAGUGCUGACCCUGAUCCCGGUGUCCUGGUCAGCGAACACCAUCAUCAAGGAUUUCUACAACCCGCUGGUCACCGACGCCCAGAGGAGGGAACUUGGCGCCUCCCUCUACAUCGGAUGGGGAACAUCGGGUCUGCUGAUCCUCGGAGGGGCUCUGCUCUGCUGUUCCUGCCCCCCGAAAGACGACACUGUUCCCCUCUACCACUCUCUUCUGUAUAACACUGGAUUCAGAUUUUGUGUUGAUGGCUCUGGUGGACUCUCCGCUUCCAGAGCUUUGACCGUUAUCUCCAUUGUGGUGGGAGUCCUGGGCAUCCUCAUCUCCAUCGUGGGAGGAAAAUGUACCAACUGCAUAGAAAAUGAGGCAACGAAAGCAAAGGUCACAAUUAUAUCGGGAAUUAUCUUCAUCUUGGCUGGAGUGCUGACCCUGAUCCCGGUGUCCUGGUCAGCGAACACCAUCAUCAAGGAUUUCUACAACCCGCUGGUCACCGACGCCCAGAGGAGGGAACUUGGCGCCUCCCUCUACAUCGGAUGGGGAACAUCGGGUCUGCUGAUCCUCGGAGGGGCUCUGCUGUGCUGUUCCUGCCCCCCGAAAGACGAUGGCUACACUGCGAAGUACUCUGCACCUAGGUCUGUUGCUACGAGCAAGAACUAUGUGUAAUUUGUAAAGAACCAACUUCUCGAGAUAAAAUCACAUUGAGUCUGUGCAUUUUAUAUCACAUUUCCUCGUUGAGAAACUAAGCGAAUUUACUGUAAAGUUUUUAAGUAAUUAGUUGUAUUGUCUUAACCUAGUUGCGUUUGGAUUUUCAAUCGGGGGUGAAUUUGAAUUUGAAUCUGCACCUGUACGCAACGUAUAACUUCAGUUGCAGCGAUUUUUAAAUCUGACGAGUAUCUGAAUUAUAGAGUGGUCGUUAACGUAAGGUUUUGACGGAAAUUAUUUUUUGUUGUAAAAGCUCCAGUGUUUAGAUAAUAUCGAGUUACAACGACAAUGCGUUACCAGUUAGUAAGAAACUCUCAAUUGUGCAGUUGUAUUUUGUAAGUAACUAAUACCUGGCGACAAGGGAGUGAUGGGAAAUACCCGCCGCCAUUUCGCCAACUGGGAAGGUGGAAUUUAUAAAAUGGGUCUGCAACAGCAGUUCACUCCUUUGAAAGUGUUAAUACUAUUUUAUAUUUACUUUGCAACGAUGUGAUUUGAAAUUAUAACCUUAUUAUUAAUCCUGUAUCGUUCUCUCGUUGCCAUAUGUAAAAGAUUAACCUUUCUCCCAUGACUCUUGGGCAUUUAAGACUUCGGGGACUUAGUAAAAUUGUAAAUCGGAAGAGCUGAAAUAAAAUCCAAAUUACUUUCA
Molecule: messenger RNA, 2022 nt
Organism: Hypanus sabinus (Atlantic stingray)
Lineage: Eukaryota; Metazoa; Chordata; Chondrichthyes; Myliobatiformes; Dasyatidae
Product: claudin-4-like
Exons: 4
Coding region: 297-1337 (346 amino acids)
Biological process (GO): bicellular tight junction assembly; cell adhesion
Cellular component (GO): plasma membrane; bicellular tight junction
Molecular function (GO): structural molecule activity
Source: RefSeq, a predicted model, not a curated record